Triticum urartu is the source of this 856-nucleotide messenger RNA. The record is from RefSeq and is a predicted model, not a curated record. Lineage: Eukaryota; Viridiplantae; Streptophyta; Magnoliopsida; Poales; Poaceae.
UGUGACGAUGCCUGUGGUAUUUUGUAUAUGCAUCAUCUUUAUGCAACUAAUGAAUGUCAUUAUGUUUCAUGUUGUUUCUCAAACUUAAUAUUGUAUUUGUUUUUUCUAUUAUGUACAAUUUUUAUCUCUUUGUAGAACCAUGGCCGAAGAAGUAGGUACAAGGAGGAGGAAUUACUGCACAUGGGAUGAUGAGAUGGAUGCUGCAUUGCUUGAAGUCUUAGUUGAGCAUCACAACAAGGGUGACCAUGCCCAAAAUGGAUGGAAACCACAUGUGUACACGCAUGCCAUAAGGAAUGUGAAGGACAAGUGCAAUAAGGAUAUCACAAAGGAUAACAUAAGUGGAAGGAUGAGGACUUUGGAUCAUCACUAUGAGGUCGUUAGCAAAAUCCUUUCUCAAAGUGGUUUCAGCUGGGAUUGGACCAAUAAUAGGCUAUCAAUGGAUAGUAAUGAUGUUUGGGAUAAAUAUGUGGAGGCUAACAAGGCAAGCAAGGAGAUAAAGUCUUACAAGACCAAAGUAAUCAAGAACUGGGAGUCCAUAUGUAUCGUAUAUUCAAAAGAUCAUGCUAAUGGCGAGGGUGCGAAGACAGGUGCUGAGAUUGCUGCAGAGCCAUUAGAAGAACCAAUUGAAGUCUCUCCAGAAUUAGCACCAAAGAGGCAGCGAACAGGUGAUGCUAUUCUUUGCAUGCUUGGAGAUAUGAAGAAGGACUUAGUUGAUGCUUUCAAGACAACUGAGCCUAUUCCACUACCAAAGGUUACCAAUGUUGGGGAACCGGUGUCCAGGACCCUCGACCUCGAGAUGAGAGCAACACCAGAUGUUAAUGAAUGUUGGCAGGCGUUCAGCAAAGCUGAUGUAUAG